AUGGGCAUCACGGCGGCGCUUACCAACAGCAUUCACGAGGCGGAGGUGCUCAUGCUGCCCGUGGCGGGCGUGCUGGUUAUCCAUCAAAUGGUCGCCCAGAGUACCCCCCGGCCCAUCAGCCUCAGUACGAAUAUCCCCGCCAGCAGCCAUACCCUCAACAUAGCCCAGGAUAUCCCGCCCAGCAGCAACAACCUGCUGGCAGCAACUACCCUCCUCAGCAGCAGUGGCAUCAAGACCACGGACAUGGCGCCGCCCAGCAUGGCGCUCACGCUCCUACGCCUCUGUCGACUUCCAACUACCAUCCGAACUACGCUCCCCAGGUCUACGCUCAUCCUCAACACCCACAACAUCCUCAGCCGCCAUCUCACCAGCCAGCCUACGGGCCACAGCAGCCGCAACAACCACAGCAGCAACCCUACGCCCAACCGUAUCCCGCUCCUGCACCGUAUACCGCUGGCCAGCCGUGGGCUGGACACGAACCCCAUGCUCAAGGUCCCUACGGCGCUGGUCGCGGCCGAGGCGGUUACGGAAACGAUCGAGGCGGCUCCCGAGGCCGGUCGAGGUCGUGGUGGUCAUCGUGGUGGCAACCCACGUGGCCGUGGCUCGUUUCACGGCAACGACAGGGGUCGUCAUCGUCAACAGGGCAACAACAAUCACAAUCACAAUCAUAACAACCGACAAGACGGUGGAUUCCACCACAAGCAUGAUAAGCACGACAAUGCUGCCUCGGGUAAGAAGAAGAAGCGUAAGACUAACACCCUUGGUCUUACACCUGGCCAAGACUCGGAGUCGGAAGACGAUGAGAUGGAAGAGGAGACGCUUCGCAAGUUGAUAGGAGCAGAUGCACUACAGGUGACUGAUGUCGCUUCAUACAUUGCCGAGCGGAAGAAGCGCUUCCCCACGGCUGCGCGUGUCAAGGCCAAGAAGUCUGCCGAGACCACGCAAGGAAGUGGCAAUAAGAUCCAUUCCAGUCUGGAGAAGGAGGAAAAUCUCGCCAGCAAGCUCAGGAGACAACUGGAAAAGGUUGAAUCGUCUAUCAAGCGCAAGCGUGAACAGCAAGACGAGGGCGAUGAGAUGAGAGGCAGCCCCUCCAUUGACAUCAAGUCUGAAGACGAUGAGCCAGAAGUCGCGUCAAGUCGUGUUCAGCCGGCCCCCCCUCCACCCCCUCCUGCAAAAAAAGCAGACAUUUCAAAGCAUUGCAAGUACUACUCUACGGGAGGUACUUGCGGCAAGAAGGGCAAGUGCCGCUUCGUACAUGAUCCUGCUGUUAGGGAGGCAGCCAUGAAGGAGAGAGAGAUGAACAAUGGCCACCUCACCAUCCAGCAGCGCUUGAUCUUGAACGACAAGGACCAAGAGGACCUUACUGUUCUUCAAUCAAUUCAAUAUCUGCGGGAGAAAGGCCUGAUGAAGCCUGAAGAUCAGCCCAAUGGCACCAACGGGCACACUGGGUCACAGACCUCCCAUUCUCAGUCCCGCCAGCACCCCAGCAGUCUCCCUGCGGCACCUGCUUCUCUCCCAGCGCCGCCUAUGAAGCAUCACGGGCUUCCUCCCCACAAACCGCCUCCUUCUGCAGGCGGAUCUACGGUUCGAUACAAAGGCUGGAACUUGAGUGGAUAUGGGAACUCAGGUCUCAAGUCGGAAGAUCUCCCUUAG
This is a messenger RNA of Colletotrichum lupini, 1653 nucleotides long. RefSeq lists its product as uncharacterized. Gene Ontology annotation, molecular function: RNA binding; metal ion binding. The transcript has 3 exons. The coding region runs from base 1 to 1653 and encodes 550 amino acids. Gene Ontology annotation, biological process: box C/D snoRNP assembly. The record is from RefSeq and is a predicted model, not a curated record. Gene Ontology annotation, cellular component: nucleus. Lineage: Eukaryota; Fungi; Ascomycota; Sordariomycetes; Glomerellales; Glomerellaceae.